This is a messenger RNA of Haliotis rubra (blacklip abalone), 4977 nucleotides long. RefSeq names its product WD repeat-containing protein on Y chromosome-like. NCBI's taxonomy places the organism in Eukaryota, Metazoa, Mollusca, Gastropoda, Lepetellida, Haliotidae. The record is from RefSeq and is a predicted model, not a curated record. Gene Ontology annotation, molecular function: protein binding; calcium ion binding.
UCGCGCUUAGCCAUGCUCAAUCAGUUAUGGUUCAACUAUGGAGAAGUUAAUGAAACGUGAUAAAAAAGUGAAGUUUAAAUCCCCCGAUAAGUUUGAACUUUCAGAUUCUUCCGAGGAUGACAACGAUACUAUUCUUAUACCAAAACAGGUCGACCAGCAGGAAGUGCCUAAAAAGAGGAGGAAGAGUUUCACCAACCCAGAGACCAUUGAAACUUUCAACAAAGCUGAGAAUGUCCGACUGGAGGAACACAUCAAGCUUCAGCAUCUGGAGCAGCUGCUGCACGAGUUUGAGAUCCACGACCCCGAGGACAUCCUCAUCCACGAGGAGACCGGCUACUUCCCUGCCAAGGUCUUCAAGAGGACCCCAGGGUGUAUGAAUGUGGAGGAGUUCAAGAACACCAUAUCCAAGGUGCUGGAGACCAAUGAAUACGAUGACUACUUGGAGAGGCUCUUCACCAAGCUGGACACGACGUCGUGUGAUGGAUACGUGGACUGGGAUGAGUUCUGCACCUACCUCCUGCUGCUGUACCGAGAGAAUGACUACCUGCGGACCAAGAAGGAAAUCCCCUUCCUCGUGGAGCCCAAGAUCAGACAUGCAGUACACAACAGGCAAGAGACUACAACCAAGAUCAUAUCUGUUGAAAACCCUACCCGUUAUUUAACAAUAAGUAAGGAAGGAGGCAUGAGUGUGUGGAACUCCAAUAUGUCCUAUGAGAGGAAUUACGUCAUCGAGGACGAAUCCACAGAGACAGUAGGUCAGAAGCGUCGGUUCAAGAUGUGGAUCACUGAUGUCGUCUACAUGCCCAACUGUCAUAAGAUUGCCAUUGGAUCUACCAGUCGGGACAUACGCUUCUAUGAUGUUUCGACUGCCCAGUAUUUUGAAGAAUUCCAGCUGUUUGCCAUGACCGAUGUCCCCUACUGUUUUCACUACUGGUAUAACCAAAAGAACACCAACAAUCGGUCCCUACUGGCGUUUGGCUUGGACUCUGGGAACAUCGGCCUCCUCUACUUCAACAAACCCAUCACACAGCUGUUUGAGAUGCCAUUCCAGAGCGAGGGAGGAGUACAGAAGAUAUUCAUGCAGGACCUUCAUCUUCACACCAAGUAUGUCCAGUAUUCUAUGCUGCCCAACAUCCACCCAGGGAUCAUCCGACAGAUCCGCUUCCUGCCAGACAGCGACUCAAUCAUCUCUUCUUGCGACAGUGAACGCAAGUCUGUGGUCAUCUCUGAUGUCCAAAGCCUGAAGCGGUCUUAUGUCUUCCGAGUAGAUAAGGGUGUUGAGUGUUUUGACUACAACAAGAACAUCAACAUCCUGGCAACUGGCAGCUCCGACCACUACAUCCGUCUAUGGAACCCGUAUGUGACAAGUAAACCAAUCACAGUCCUUGUCGGCCAUGCUACUGGCGUCAUCGGUAUUGCUAUUCAUGAAGGGUUCCGACAAGUGUUCAGCUAUUCCAAGGAUGCGGUGAUUAAGGUGUGGGACAUCCGAGAACAUUCCUGUCUUCAGACGGUGCAGCUCAAGUUCCCCAGCAGCAUCCAUGGACGGAUGCCAGAACAUGGUCAGUUCCCCCUCCACCUCCAGGGGGCACCACACAGUGCUGUCCUUGUUACCAGCAACGACUACAUUGGCAUGCUGAAACUAGGGCAAGUGGCGGCACCACAGAGCGUAAUGCCCACCACACACGAUACGCAGUUGUGCUGCGCCAUCUACAACCACUUCUUCAAACAGGUCGUGACUGGAUGUGACUCCUCCUGUAUAGCUGUCUGGGACAUCGAGAGUGGCAGGAAGUCCAUCGUGUUCUCCAACGCCCACGGAGACGAGGAGAUUACCUGCAUGGUGUUUGAUGAGACGUACAGGAGACUCAUGACUGGCGCCAGGAAUGGUACCAUCAAGGUAUGGAACUUCCAGAAUGGUCACAACCUGCACAAGCUGGAGGCUGCAGCAGAGGCCGAGGUCACCGGGAUCCUGCCAGUCCGGGACAAGAAGAUCAUCCUGUCAGUGGGCUGGAGCAGACUGCUGACCAUCUACGAUGACUCUGACCAGGACAACAUGUACAUCACUGCCAACCAAGACUGGAAAGGAGGACAACUCCACAAGGAUGACAUUCUCUCCAUCGACUUCUGCCCACCAAACUUUGUUGCCACAGCAGGGUUUGAUGGAGAAAUAAUUAUAUGGGAUUUGGAAACAGAAAAAAUGUUUAUAAGAUUACGAAAAGGACAGCAAACAAACUUAAAUAGGAAAAUAGAAGAUUUAACAGCUUCUUUGAAAAAUGAACGACCCAAUUCUAGACACAAGAAAAAACACAGAGUUCCUAAAGGUGAGCCGGUUCCUGUUGACAAGGUGAUGUUCCUGCGAGACCGGGCUGCCACCAGGUUCACAGAGAGUGCAAUGGUGGUGUCUAGUGAAGGGGGUGUUCUCCACUGGUGGAAUAUCUACACCACGAGAUCAGAGCUAGGUUUCUUCAGUGCAACAGACAGCAUGGAUGACUCGGUGUUGGCCAUGUGUUCUAAACCCAACAACACAGCCUUGAUUACAGGUGAUACAGCUGGAAACAUCAAGGUGUGGGACAUAUCUGAAUACUGUGUCAAGCCAGACCCAAGACAUCGUGUAAGGACGUCGCCGCCCCUGGAAGCAGCAUUCAAGGCCCAUGAUGCAGCAGUAGUCAGUGUGGAGUACCUGGAACACGAUAACAGGGGUUUCAUCCUCAGUGCCUCAACCGACAAGACUGCCCGCCUCUGGACGAUUGACGGCUACUACGUUGGGACAUUUGGUCAGAAAAUCCCAUGGAAUCUGAAUGAUGCCUCCACAUGGGCCCAUCCGAAGACACCGUUCAACAUGGAGGACGAAGAAAAAGAUGAAGCCAAUGCUGAUGGAGGCGAGGUCAAGAAAACCUCAACGACCUCUACACCUCGUGAGGACACCGAUGAGGAGGAACAGUUGGAGAUAGGAGAGGACAAAGAGGAGACAACUGCUGAGGAGAAUAAGCAAGAUGAAACCGACACACCAGAAACAAAGACCAAACUAGAAGCACGGCCUAUGUCUGUGGUUGUCCGUCCUACAAAGUCGGUCAGCAGUGAAUUCCCUCGAGACGCAAAACUGAAGUACCGAUCACAAACAUUUGCAUUUGGUUUCGAGAGGACAGACCCUUCUAAGACAUUCCUGGGGGUGAAGGUGGAAAAAGAGUUUGCCCGUAAGAAACAGGACCGCCAGGAACGCCGGACUGUGUUUGGGGAGAUCAACCGGGGCACCACUGCCAGAUUCGGCAAGCUGUGUUCCCCCUACCAGGCACUGACCACUACGGACUUUAAAGAUGUCCAGCUUCCAGAAAAACUGCCGGUCAGUGAUCGGCUCAAGAGUCUUGGUUUUACCGGCAUCAAUCCCACUGAGAGUGACAUCACUGCAUUAAACUUCUCGUAUGAAGUUCCGGACUCACCCCCUAGCGGGGAGGAUACUUCCUUCUCCCGUUUGAAUCUCACCAGUAAGGGAUCUGACAGUUCAACUAAACUUCCACCUAUCAAAUCUGGGAGGUGGUCAAAACUAUCGGAUAAAAUGGGUGGGUCCAAAAAGUCGUCAACUGUGGCAUAGUACAUCCAGAAUCUCUUGUAUGUGAAGAAGAUUAUGUUACUGUAUAUAAGCAGUUUUGUGGAAGAUAUUAUCUGUACAUAUGCUGUUCAGAGUAAGACUGAACAGGGAGAAGGCAGUUUUAGUUAUUACUGGGAACUAUCUCAUUGGCGAUCUCCUGAAAGAUUUGAUGGCAUGUUUUGCCAUUCUUUUGCAAGAACUGUAAAAUAGUAAAAGAAAGUUCUUAUUUGCCUCUAAAUUAAGCCAUCACUUUAACAUUGAAUUCAUAUACAAACAUGGAUAUAAAUCUGCACUAAGCCAUUUAAAAAUUUGAAAUCCCACUCACAAAAUCAAAUUUAACCAAGCAUUGAACAAGAUCACUAAAACAUUUAGUGUAAUUUUUGAGUGUGUUGCACGAUGUGUACAAUGUAUUUCAUAUUAAGGCAUGACUGUUGGAUGAUAAUGUAGUGCAAGGUCUUUAACUUCUUUCAAAAUUCGUAAACAACAAAAGCUGUAUUAGUGAUAUGACCACACAAAAAGGAAAAUUCUGCAAUUUUAUAUUAUUCCACCAAUAACAUGGAAUUCUGCAAUUUUAUAUUAUUCCACUAAUAACAUGGAAUUCUGUGUUUUUUGUACAUGAACAAUCAAUGUCUGUUCAUUUCACAGAAUGAAUUAUGACAUAUUUAGUUUUCCGGAAACUAGCUUUGCAGAUUUACAGUCUUUCAAGCAGUGGUAGGACAAUAGUACAUGAUAAUUUGCUGACCACUUAUUGACAAGUAGGUAUGUAAAAGUACAUCUCGUGUUUAGGGUACAUGGUAUGUUCUAGAUGAUGUGCAGCAUAUGUUAACCCUUUCACUGUCACCACGAAUCAUAUCAGCUGUUCUAUGAGAUAACAGUAAUAGUACUUUGUCCUCCUUGCCCAUCAACCACCACUGUCUGAAGCAGCAAUCUUUGACCUGUUCACCAUGUGGGAUGUCUGGGAAUGUUUUAUAGAUAUAUAUUCUUCAUUUGUCCAACUAUGAGAGCAUGAGUGAGUGGUUUGGGUUUAUCGCCGCUAUGAAGAGUUUUAAAGUUACACCACAGCUUGUCGCCUUGACGUGGAAGGAACUCCAAAAGUGAUGCAGGCCGUAGAUGUUUACUGCUUAAGUGAAACAGUUCUGACAAAACUAGGAAUAGUAUCAGGGCAAAUUGGGACCUGAAAUCAUCAACAUAGCUGGUGAGCAUAGGUUUGACUCUGACAAAACUAGAAAUAGUAUCAGGGCAAACUGGGACCUGAAAUCAUCAACAUAGCUGGUGAGCAUAGUAUGACACUGGCAAAACUAGAAAUACAGUCUGUAGUACAGCAAACUGGGACCUGAAAUCAUCAACAUAGCUGGUGAGCAUAGUAUGACACUGGCAAAACUAGAAACAUCACA